UACUGGUUUGGGACUUUGACAUUCGGCUAGGGUAAAAAAGUUCAGGAUUGAGGAGAACCAGCCUCGAACCUCAAAACAUUACUUAGCCUGACCCGAGAAGUUACUUGUUUGCUUUGGUCUGUUCAGACACUCAAACUCAGGAUCAUCUGCAAAACGCAGGGUGGACGCAUUGCUCCAAACUCUGGAAAAUCAAAUCCAUUGCAAUGCUCGAGCAAAGAAUGAGGUUACUCCACCUACUACUAGUGGGCUUCAGCCUGGGUUUUUCAGGAGCAGCAGGGGGCUUUGUGACCCAUGUGGAGAGUGGCUGUAUGCUGGAUGAAGAAGGAUCAGUAAAGGACUUCACAUAUUGUAUCUCCUUCAACAAGGAUGUGCUGACCUGCUGGGACUCAGAGGCUAACAAGAUGGCUGCUGUUGAUUUUGGGAUCCUGAAUCCAUUAGCUAAAAAGCUUUCUGAAAUCCUCAGUAACGAUAGUGCUUUGAUGGACCGUCUGAGCAAAGGACUCCAGGACUGCGCCAUUCACACAAAGCCCUUCUGGGGAGCGUUGACCCAAAGGACACGGCCACCAUCAGUGCAAAUAGCCCAGACCACACCUUUCAACACAAGGGAGUCAGUGAUGCUGGCCUGUUAUGUAUGGGGCUUCUAUCCUGCUGAUGUGGCCAUUUUAUGGUUGAAGAAUGGGCAGCCUAUCCCAAACAGUGGCAUCCAGAAGGCUGUACAAUCCAAUGGGGACUGGACUUAUCAGACACGAUCCUACUUACCCCUUACCCCCUCUAGUGGGGAUAUUUACACUUGCCAUGUAGAGCACAGUGGAACUUCCCAGCCUAUCUUGCAAACCUGGACACCUGGCCUCUCUCUGAAGCAGACAGUGAAGAUCUCUGUGUCUGUAUUGACUCUGAGCCUUGGACUCACCUUCUUCUUCCUUGGCCUGGUUGCCUGCCGAAAAGCUGGCCCCUCUGACUACACUCCUCUCUCGGGGUCCAAUUAUCCUGAAGGUAGAAACUUCUCAUAAAGGCUGAUACUCUGAAGCCUCAGCUCAAUGGAUAGAGUGCUCGGCCUGGUAUCGAGAAGACCUGACUUCAGAUCUGGCCUCAGACUUGUGCGGUGUGA
Messenger RNA from Phascolarctos cinereus (koala), 1108 nucleotides. RefSeq names its product HLA class II histocompatibility antigen, DM beta chain. Gene Ontology annotation, cellular component: MHC class II protein complex; membrane. NCBI's taxonomy places the organism in Eukaryota, Metazoa, Chordata, Mammalia, Diprotodontia, Phascolarctidae. Gene Ontology annotation, biological process: immune response; antigen processing and presentation. The record is from RefSeq and is a predicted model, not a curated record.